AAGGCGCGGCGUUCCUUCUGCUACAAACGAACAUAACCUCCAAAUUACGCAAAGGGAGACCCAGUAUCUGACUCGAAGUUGAGGGUUAUUUAGUCAGUAAAAUGUCAGUUACGAAAAACAAUGGCUUAAUCAAACUAGUUCGGAAGCAAAUCUCUGGUGGAUUUGAAAAGAAAGAAUCAAUUUCAACGCCACAAGCAAGAUUCGAAAAGCUUGGAACGAUUUACUCGAGGACUACGGGUUUAAUAAAGAGUGGAGUUAUUCCGUCUAGUGAAAUCCCUAUUUGGUAUUCUCUUUACAAAACCUUUCCCCCAAAAUAUGAGCCCAAGUACAAGAGACCUCCACUUGAGGUAGAAGUGAAAGAAAUUUACUAUCCAGAAGAUAAAAGGCGAGCAUCAACAAAACAGUGGCCAGUUCUCAAUUUGAACGGCACUACACCUGCUGAGAAUGUUGAAAAACCUCAACAUUCUGUUUCUGAUCUUAUUGCGGAAGCUGAUUCAUUGUAGGAAUAUGUAGAUAUUUGUUAUGUAUUUGAUAGUUUUUUUUUUGUAAUUAUAAUAAUUAAGAAAACAAUACAUUGAUCCAACAAUUGUAA
Messenger RNA from Thrips palmi, 592 nucleotides. RefSeq lists its product as uncharacterized. The record is from RefSeq and is a predicted model, not a curated record. The coding region runs from base 102 to 503 and encodes 133 amino acids. NCBI's taxonomy places the organism in Eukaryota, Metazoa, Arthropoda, Insecta, Thysanoptera, Thripidae. The transcript has 3 exons. Gene Ontology annotation, molecular function: structural constituent of ribosome. Gene Ontology annotation, cellular component: mitochondrion; ribosome. Gene Ontology annotation, biological process: translation.